CUUGAAAUUCGGAACUGGCGGCUUUAAUUGCUUAAAAGAGAAUCGUAUAUCGCUAAAAUUCGACAUUCUCUUAUCGCAUUUUUUCCCUUUUUUUCCCCAUGGAAAUUUUCUUUGUAUGGUUGGAACUACGUGCUUCCAAUUUGGUGGUCUCGCCCGAAUCUUCCACUUUUCAUUCUAUUUAUUCGACCAAAACGCAGGCACUAACCCAUGCUGCAAUCGUAACCUUGAGCUCUUGUUGGAUAUCUCUUUGUGCUGUAUAUUGUGCGAUCCGGUUUCACAGCGUCUACCUGAUUUGCUAUGGGUUACAGCAGCAAUGAUAUUGAUAAGAGUAAUCAGCAGAAUGAUCUCGGUGCCAUUGUAGGCAACGGAAGAGAAAUUCUUUUUCAGGCAUUUAAUUGGGAGUCUCAUAAGUAUGAUUGGUGGAGAAAUUUGGAAAGGAAAGUUCCUGAUAUCGCUAGAUCUGGAUUUACUUCAGCAUGGUUGCCACCAGCAAGUCAGUCCUUUGCACCUGAAGGUUACCUUCCACAGAACCUUUAUUCCCUCAAUUCUUGUUAUGGUUCGGAGCACCUGUUGAAAGCAUUACUUCAAAGAUUGAAGCAACACAAAGUUAGAGCAAUGGCUGACAUAGUCAUCAAUCAUCGUGUUGGAACUACCCAAGGCCAUGGUGGAAUGUAUAACCGUUAUGAUGGAAUCCCUUUAUCAUGGGACGAACAUGCUGUCACAUCUUGUACUGGUGGAUUGGGUAAUAGAAGCACUGGGGACAACUUCCAUGGGGUUCCAAACAUUGAUCAUAGCCAGCAAUUUGUUCGGAAAGAUAUUGCUGCAUGGCUCCAGUGGCUACGGAAUAGUGUUGGCUUUCAGGAUUUUCGAUUUGAUUUCGUAAGAGGGUAUUCAGCAAAAUAUGUGAAAGAAUAUAUUGAAGGAGCUAAGCCAAUAUUUUCUGUAGGGGAGUCCUGGGAUUCUUGCAACUACAAUGGUCAUGGUUUGGACUACAACCAAGAUAGCCACAGACAGCGGAUAAUCAAUUGGAUUGAUGGCACUGGACAGCUUUCAACUGCGUUUGAUUUCACAACAAAGGGAAUUCUUCAGGAAGCAGUUAAGGGACAAUUCUGGCGCCUUCGGGAUCCUCAAGGGAAACCACCAGGGGUCAUGGGGUGGUGGCCUUCAAGAGCUGUAACAUUCCUUGAUAACCAUGAUACAGGCUCAACCCAGGCUCAUUGGCCCUUCCCUUCAUAUCACAUCAUGGAGGGCUAUGCAUAUAUUCUCACACAUCCAGGGAUACCAACUGUGUUUUAUGACCAUUUCUACGAUUGGGGCGAUUCCAUCCAUGACCAGAUCGUUAAACUGAUGGACAUUCGAAAGCGUCAAGACAUUCAAAGCCGAUCAUCUAUUAGAAUUCUGGAGGCACAGGCAAAUCUCUACUCUGCAAUCAUUGGCGACAAAGUGUGCAUGAAGAUUGGUGAUGGGUCAUGGUGUCCAACUGGCAGAGAAUGGUCAUUGGCAACUUGUGGCCAUAGGUAUGCAGUAUGGCAGAAGUAAAGCCUCUAAAGCAAUAUUAUCCCUUACCCAUAUCUAUUUUGGGAUUGGCCUCGGGGCUUGGGCUUUUCCCCUUUAGCCAUAGUAUUACAAAUUUACUAGAAGAAUCGUACGUUGUACUGGGUUUUCAUUUACCGUCUCUAAUAAUAAUAUAAUAAUAUCAAAUAUUUCUGGAA
Messenger RNA from Juglans microcarpa x Juglans regia, 1712 nucleotides. RefSeq names its product probable alpha-amylase 2. The coding region runs from base 298 to 1539 and encodes 413 amino acids. Gene Ontology annotation, molecular function: calcium ion binding; alpha-amylase activity. Gene Ontology annotation, biological process: carbohydrate metabolic process. The transcript has 13 exons. The record is from RefSeq and is a predicted model, not a curated record. NCBI's taxonomy places the organism in Eukaryota, Viridiplantae, Streptophyta, Magnoliopsida, Fagales, Juglandaceae.